ACCCUAUACGCGGCGGCAGACGAGACAUAAACAAAACGUUGCUCGUGUUAAUUUGACAAAAACUUGUGAAAAAAUUAAUUAAAAAUUAUAAAAAAGCAUGGAAAAUAUGCGUAAACGAUAUAAAAACUGUGUAAAGCAAUAGUUAUAUGAAAGUGUGUCGUGUAAAAUGGAGAAAACAAUCGUAGUUACCACCGGCGUGUCUUCGCUGCCUACACAAACAGUAGGGGGAACGCCAAUAAUCGCAGCAGUGACGACGGUGGCAGCGGCAGCGGCUGCGCCUGUAAUCGGCGGGAGUAGUGCCGCCAGCACCGGCAGCGUCUUCCACCAACACCAACAACCAUUAAUAAAGAGCAAUAAUAAUAAUAGUGGCGGCAACAACAAUAACAAUGGCAAUACAAAUACUAAUAGUAGUACAACAACCACGACGACGAACAACAGCAGCACGGGCACCAACACGGAAACAAUCGAGUGUGUAACGUUGAUAAGCGAUGAUUCGGACGUGGAGGAAAUGUCACCAAAGCGUAAAGCACCUUCAGGCGCUGGUGGUAGUGGAACGCCUAGUAAAAUAAAAUACGAUGACGAUUCCAAUGAUGCGCAAGGUGGUGCCGUUGGGGAUGAGCGACGCACCAGUAGACGGAACAAACCAAAGGUUGAUUACUACAACAAACCAACGGGAGGAAAUACAGAUUCGGGUGAUAAACCAAGCACACCUUCGAGCUCAUCGGCCACCGGCGUUGGUGAUAGACGCUCAGAGAGUGGUAAAACGCGCAAAUCUGAAACGGCACGUAGCCCCUUUCCGAAGGAGAUCACCGAUCCACGCGAGGCAGCUGCGGCCGCGGCUGAGGCGUAUAAAGAAAUUUUGACAGGUCUAGAGGGUGCCGCCUUUCAAUCACGUCUACCCUUUGAUAAGAUGACUUCGAAUGAAGCCGCAUGUUUUCCCGAUAUCACCAAAACUGGUUUGGUGGCGCAGCGUGUUUUCCUCAACAUACGCAACCGCCUGCUGCAAAUGUGGAUAGAGAAUCCAAAACAGCAGCUGAUUGUAGAAAACGCUAUAAAAGAUAUGGAGCCACCAUUUGAUAGCGAUCCGAAUUUGGUGAAGCGCAUACACUCGUUUCUGGAGCGACAUGGUUUCAUUAAUUUUGGCAUUUUCAAACGUUUACGUUCCAUACCAGCCAAGAAGUUGGGCAAGGUUAUCGUUAUUGGUGCAGGCAUUUCAGGGUUAGCAGCUGCACAGCAGUUGCAGCAAUUUGGCAUGGAUGUGAUUGUAUUGGAGGCGCGUGACCGUGUGGGCGGACGAAUUGCUACUUUUCGCAAAAACAAUUACAUUGCCGAUUUGGGUGCUAUGGUUGUGACCGGGGUUUGGGGCAAUCCCAUGACUAUACUAAGUAAACAGAUCGGCAUGGAGAUGGUGCCCAUAAGACAAGCGUGUCCGCUCUAUGGUGCGUGUGGCAAGCCAGUGCCCAAGCACAAGGAUGAUAUGGUUGAACGCGAAUUCAAUCGACUUCUCGAGUCCGCCAGCUAUCUUUCUCACCAACUAGACUUCAACUACGCCAACGACGACCCUAUCUCACUUGGACGUGCCCUGGAAUGGAUCAUCAAGCUGCAAGAGAAGGCCGUAAAAGAAAAACAGGCGCAGCACUUGACCGUUCUCGCUGAAGCACAACGUGCCGUCAUUGCUACGCAGACACGCAUCUCAGAUUUGUUGGCCAAAAUACAAAACUACAAAGAAACCCACGCAAAACUACUAAAGUCACGCCCACAACGCAGUGGCGAUGGGGAUGCACUGUGGAUUGAACAUGAAUUCGAAAUACGUUCCACACAUUUUGAGUGGACUAAGAGCUGUAAGGAGUACGAGGAACUUAUCAAGGAAGAGGAAACACUGCAAGCUAAACUUAAAGAAAUCGAAAGCAAUCCUCCCAGUGACGUUUAUCUCUCGUCUAAGGAUCGCCAGAUACUGGACUGGCACUUUGCGAAUCUAGAGUUCGCAAAUGCUACACCACUAAGCAAUCUCUCCCUAAAACAUUGGGAUCAAGACGAUGAUUUCGAGUUCAUCGGCAAUCACACCACUGUGCGCAAUGGUUACUCGUGUGUGCCAAUUGCUUUAACCGAGGGUUUGGACAUACGCGUAAAUACCGCCGUUAAGACGAUUAAAUAUUUCCCCACUGGUGUGGAAAUCGUGACUGAAAAUUUGAAAACAAACAAUUCUUCCGUUACAUACAAAGCAGACAUUGCGCUCUGUACACUGACGCUAGGUGUGCUAAAGAUAGCCACCACCAAAGUGCAAUCGCAACAAGCAAAUACGGUAAAAUUUGAACCACCAUUGCCCGAUUGGAAGCAAUCAGCUAUACAGCGAUUAGGCUUUGGCAAUUUAAAUAAAGUUGUGCUCUGUUUUGAUCGUAUCUUCUGGGAUCCCAAUACUAACUUGUUCGGCCAUGUGGGCAGCACAACAGCUAGUCGCGGUGAACUCUUUCUUUUCUGGAGCAUUUCACAGUCACCAGUACUGCUCGCACUAGUAGCUGGUCAAUCGGCCGCCAUAAUGGAAAAUGUAUCGGAUGACGUCAUUGUCGGACGUUGUAUUGCUGUAUUGAAGGGCAUUUUCGGCAAUGGUUCCGUACCGCAACCCAAAGAAACAGUCGUCACACGUUGGCGUGCCGAUCCAUGGGCACGUGGCUCCUAUAGUUUCGUAUCCGUUGGAUCUUCUGGUAGUGAUUAUGAUCUACUCGCUUCACCCGUCAUACCACCGAAUCCGACGAGUACUAAUGCCAAUCAAGAACAAGAUGAGCUGCCGCGUCUAUUCUUUGCUGGCGAACACACCAUACGCAACUAUCCCGCCACAGUGCAUGGUGCCUUCUUGAGUGGGCUACGUGAAGCGGGUCGCAUAGCAGACUAUUAUUUGGGUUACCCAGAAGGCACACCGCCCGACAUCGGCUACUCUGUGGUGGAGGCGGCAAAUACAGCAUCUGUGGGCGACAAUGUGGAUAUUGUUGAUAUCGCCCAUUCAACCGAUUCAUCCUCAAAGACUUCGGAAGAGAAAUCGAACACUGCCGACUCUAACGAAUAGAUAGAGUUUAAAUAGGAAAGGAUGAAAAAUGUAAAUGUGUGAAUGUCUGCUUGCAUGCCUGUGAAAUAGCGCAUUUUUUAACCUACAUUCAUUUCAUACUAUGAGUUUUUUUUUUUUACUUCAAUGCCAUAUGCUUACGUAUGGUUUUUUAUCGUAUUUGUAGUUAUAUAUUAACUUAUUCAUUUAAGCCACUUUGUAUGCCCCUAACUUCGUUUGGGGGAAAACUUUCAUAUCUCUAAUUAGCAAAGAAUUAACAUUAAAAUAAACAACAUUUGUCUGUCCGCCUAUACACUUGUAA
Anastrepha obliqua is the source of this 3359-nucleotide messenger RNA. It is a transcript of the gene Su(var)3-3, whose product is annotated as possible lysine-specific histone demethylase 1. The transcript is spliced from 5 exons. Bases 167 to 3061 code for a protein of 964 amino acids. The record is from RefSeq and is a predicted model, not a curated record. Gene Ontology annotation, cellular component: nucleus. Lineage: Eukaryota; Metazoa; Arthropoda; Insecta; Diptera; Tephritidae. Gene Ontology annotation, biological process: regulation of DNA-templated transcription. Gene Ontology annotation, molecular function: flavin adenine dinucleotide binding; oxidoreductase activity; protein binding.